Molecule: messenger RNA, 2124 nt
Organism: Medicago truncatula (barrel medic)
Lineage: Eukaryota; Viridiplantae; Streptophyta; Magnoliopsida; Fabales; Fabaceae
Product: CBL-interacting serine/threonine-protein kinase 2
Exons: 2
Coding region: 458-1882 (474 amino acids)
Biological process (GO): signal transduction; protein phosphorylation
Molecular function (GO): protein serine/threonine kinase activity; ATP binding
Source: RefSeq, a predicted model, not a curated record
UAUAAGUAACGGUUGUAAUAGUUAAUUAUUAUAUUCAUUUGUAUCAAAACUUUACUUCAUCUCCUUCUCUCUGACUGUGUUGGUGUAUCUUCCCAAUUUUCAAGAUUUCAGACGAGGGACACCAAGGAAAAUCAACUUCCAAAAUCUUCAGUAUACUUCUAAGGUUCCUCAACUUAAAUUUGUAGCACAUAUAUAUUCUUCAGUUCUGAUUGACAUAGACACUGCAGAGUAGGGGAUGAAUGUGCUGUCUCUGAGAACCAUAAGAUUCUAUCCUUGAUUCAUUGGCACACAGGGUUUUGUUGUUGUGCCUGAUUUUCUUUUGAAUAGGCAAACAUUUUUUAGUUAUUGGUUAUGUUAGAUUCCAGGGUUUGAAUCCUAGGACCUCCUGUUUGAAACUCCUUUGGUGCCCCUUACAAGAUCUUGGGAGGAAGUUUUAAUCCAUAUUUUAAGGCUUCCUAUGGAGAAUACAUCAAAAGUCUUGAUGCAAAGAUAUGAAUUAGGAAGAUUACUAGGCCAAGGAACUUUUGGAAAAGUUUACUAUGGAAGAAGUACAAUAACUAACCAAGGUGUAGCUAUUAAAAUGAUUGACAAAGAUAAGGUUAUCAAAAAUGACCAAGCUGAUGUUAUAAAAAGGGAAAUAUCUGUUAUGAGACUUGUAAAACAUCCAAAUAUUAUUGAGCUCUUUGAGGUCAUGGCAACAAAGGGAAAAAUUUAUUUUGUUAUAGAAUAUGCUAAAGGCGGUGAGCUUUUCAAACAAGUAGCAAAAGGAAAGCUGAAAGAUGAUGUUGCGCACAAAUAUUUCAAGCAGUUAAUUAGUGCAGUUGAUUUUUGUCACAGUAGAGGUGUAUACCAUAGAGACAUAAAGCCAGAGAACAUUUUAUUAGAUGAGAAUGAGAAUCUGAAGGUAUCAGAUUUUGGUUUAAGUGCUUUUACUGAAUCCAAAAGGCAAGAUGGUUUGUUGCAUACAACUUGUGGAACUCCUGCUUAUGUUGCUCCUGAAGUGAUCAAAAGGAAGGGUUAUGAUGGUUCCAAAGCUGAUAUUUGGUCUUGUGGAGUUGUUCUUUUUGUUUUACUUGCUGGUUAUGUACCUUUCAAUGACUCCAAUUUGAUGGAGAUGUAUAGGAAGAUAAGUAAAGCAGAGUUUAAGUGCCCUAAUUGGUUUCCGAAAAAUGUUAAGAAGUUACUGGGUAAGAUGUUGGAUCCAAAUCCUGACACUAGGAUUUCUAUCGAUAAGAUUAAACAUUGUUCUUGGUUUAAGCAUGGAUCAAAUGGUAGACCGAAAAAACGUGAAGAGGAAAAGAAGACUAUCUCUUCUUUGGCUACAAACUCUGCAGCCCCGACCUGUCAGAUUGAGGGCGAGUCGGUGUCCAAUACUGACACCAAACUGACCAUUGUGACAAAUCAUUUGGAUCAAAUGGAUGAAACUGAAAAGCAAGAGUCGGAUUUGCCUUUGAGUAUUAAUGCAUUUGAUAUUAUCUCUCUUUCGUCUGGUUUUAACCUAUGUGGAUUUUUUGAAGAUAGUUUUCAGAAAAGGGAAGCGAGAUUUACUUCGAAACAACCUGCAUCAACCAUUAUUUCGAGGCUGGAAGAGAUUGCUAAGAGACUGAAGAUGAAAAUAAAGAAAAGAGCUGCUGGUUUGUUGAAACUAGAGGGAGUCCAUGAAGGUAGGAAAGGGAUUUUGUCCUUUGAUGCUGAGAUUUUUGAGGUUACUCCAUUUUUUCAUUUGGUUGAAGUGAAAAAAUCAAAUGGAGAUACAUUGGAAUAUCAGAAAAUAUUGAAUGAUAAUAUUAGGCCUGCUCUUCAAGACAUUGUUUGGGCUUGGCAAGGUGAAGUACAAGAACAACCACAACAGUUAGAGACUCAGCAACAAGCACAGCCAUAAGAUCCUUGUUUCUUUUACAUUUCAUGCUAUACAAUUUUUUUUAGAAUAAUGUUGUUUAAUGCAAAGCCUUUGUGUGUUUAACUAUGACAUGACCUUAUUGUAACAUAUUAUUGUGUAUCAAAUUUGACUUGUAAAUGUUUAGUUUCAGUUUUUAUGUAUAGUUUCAUGGUUAACAAACAUUCCCAGUGACUUCUCAUGUUUUAAAGACAUAAGUAUUGAAGUCAUGGUAGCUUCAACUUGAA